This is a messenger RNA of Hydatigera taeniaeformis, 564 nucleotides long. The record is from the annotation of a GenBank genome assembly. Lineage: Eukaryota; Metazoa; Platyhelminthes; Cestoda; Cyclophyllidea; Taeniidae.
AUGAAUUCGGAUAUUAUUGAUCCCGGUUUGUUUGAUAUUCCACUUCAACAACCUGCUUUGUUGUCACAUGGCGACUCCUCUGGUAGCUGUCUUAACACCCGUCGCGUAUAUCGGCCUGUGUCGGAGGAGAAGCGGAAAUCGAGGGAGUAUCGUGUGUCACGGGAACGGAAUAACAGAGCGGUGCAGCGCUGUCGGGCCAAUAAUAAGGUUAAGCAGGACUGCCUUGUUAUCAAAUCUGAGGGCUACCGUGCGUUGGCUGAAGAGUACAGAAAAGCUACUUACGAGCUGGACGCUGAGCGCAAGAGACUAGAGGAGUUUUUUCGGAUGCGCAUGGCCACCGGUCAAGAUACGGGACAUUUGCAGGCGCUUUUGGGCGAAGAAAAUGUGACGCGGGCAGCCUUUGAGGAACACAUCGAAACGAUUCGAAAGAGGUACGCGAGACGCGUACAGGCGGCUACCGAGGGACGCCAGACUGACAUUUCCAUCACCACUUCUCCUCCCUCCUCCGCCUCACCUCCUUACUCCCUCUCCAGUCAGUCCUCUCUGAGGCCUCAAGAAUUGUGA